AUGGACUUUCUCAACCCAAAUUAUAAGGUACGCAAUUUGCUAGUGUUGAAUGCAGCAGGUUUCUCCUGUAUUUCCCUUGUAGUUUUCCUUCUGGCCACUCAGCCUUUCUAUCUCUCGGAUGUCAUUGGUGUUCCUCCAGAGAAGGUUGGAUCAGCCAUUGGAACUUUGGGUGCUGUAGAUGAGCUUGUGGCGGUUAUUGUGGCACCCCUAUUGGGAACAUUAAAUGAUAGAAUUAAUGGCUGGGCCUGGAACCACUCGCGGUUUCCCUCGGGGUCGAGGAUUCUUGAAUUGGUGUCGUUUUCUGUGUUGGCUUUGUCACUAUUAGGGUAUGGACAAUUUGCGACGAAAUUGUUUCCGGAUCUCUGGUUUUGGAGGGCAAUUUUUGCGGUUGGUGUCUCCGGAUGUAUGAGCAUUGUUACUGUAAUGCUUCAUGAGGUCAACAACUCCGAUUUUCGUUGGAGUCAUAUGGCUUUUUGGAGGACACAAUUUAAGAAUCAUGGUGAGAGACUUUUGGAUGGAAAUGGAGAGUCGGACGCAGACAACGGCGAGAACAAUGAACUUCCAACGGUCGAAGAUGAUGUUUUUCGUAUUGAGGAGGGCCCUACCCAGCAAACAAACAAAAAACACGGUUCAUUGGCGGCGUUGCUCGGAGUUUCCACUGGGUUGGGUGCCGUGUUCUCGGUGCUGUUCUUUCUCACGCUUCCCGUACGCUUGAGCUCAUGGUAUCCCGAUUUAUCGAGUAAGGAGAGUUUGCAGUUAUCUUACUCGCUUUUGGGAUACUUUUCUGCAGUUUGUGGAGUUGUGGUUGUUGUAUUUGCCUACGAUUGCGUCAAACAAAGACGUCUGAGUGGACAUACUCCUGACCUCGAACUGCCGGACACCACAUACUUUGAAUUGCUCAAACAGGGCUUGGAUGCCUCAAGAAAUAACCUGAGAAUUCAGCUUGCCUACGUUGCCGCCUUUGUGUCGCGGUCUACUGCGGUAGCUACGGCUGUCUUCAUCCCGUUGAUGGUGUACAAGUUUUACUACAACAGUGGACUUUGUGGAGCUGAAGAUUUACAGAAUAGCCUCAAGUUGCGUAGUGGCCUUCCACUGAAAACCAGUUGCUAUGAUGGGUACAUUUUUCUGGCCAUUUUGACCGGUGUGGCCCAGACAGUGGCGUUAGUUUCGUCUCCAAUUUGGGGCAUAUUGGUGGAUUCCAAGAAGUUGGGCUCGCGGGCCACCCUCGCCGUUGCAUCGGCUUUUGGAAUGUUGGGAACGUUCGGGUUGUGUUUGGUGGGUCGUGGAGAUGUCUAUGAUCCUCGGACGGCUACCUGUUUCGUAUUGGUGAGUUUCCUCGGACUUUCGCAAAUCGGCACCAUUAUUGCCAGUAUGAGUAUAGUGAGCAGUGUGGGACAGACAGUGGAGCGUACGGAGCAUCGGGUGAUUGGAAGCAUUAGUGGAUUGUAUAGUUUGUGUGGAGGAGUUGGGAUUUUGGUGAUCACCAUAAUUGGAGGUCGGUGGAGUGACCACUGGGUCUUUGGGCCAUUUUUGUUAUUAGGAACUUUUAACGCUGCCCUUGCAGCUGUUGCCACUAGAAGAGGCUAA
This is a messenger RNA of Sungouiella intermedia, 1587 nucleotides long. Lineage: Eukaryota; Fungi; Ascomycota; Pichiomycetes; Serinales; Metschnikowiaceae. The record is from the annotation of a GenBank genome assembly.